AUGUCGUUCAUGCCGCGUCGGGCCUCGGCACCGCUGCGUCGUCACCGCUACAGCUCCGUGCUGGAGAGCGCUCUGGUGGGUCUCGGUCGAGAGGACGCCGUGGUGCUGUCGACGCGCAAGCCGCGCAAGAAGUGGCGCUUGGACGCGUACGAGAGCCCUCUCAAAAGAGGAUUGCGGAAGACUUUGAGCGCGCCGGCGCAGUGUGUGGGCGUUUCUAUGCAUAGAAAUCCCGGGACAGAAAUUUCUAAUGGAGACGAAGACGAUCCGUUUGCGCACUUGAAGCUGUUGGUGACUUAUAAGAAGGAGAAGAAGAAGGAGACGAAGAAGAGGAACCGGCAGGAGAGGGAGACGGUGGCAGUAGCUUCUCCAGCUGUGACGAGAAGUGCGACCAAGCUGAAGAAAGAGAGACGACGCACGAGAUGCUGUGCGGGUGUGUUGGAGCUGGUGGGACGGGCGACGCCUGUGACGAGAUCCAUUUCUCAGAGGAAGAAGCGAGAGUGGAAGCGCAGCAGUCUCGAGACGAUUGAAGACUUGGGGGUUAGUGAAGAAGAAAAUGAAGAAGAUGAUGAGGACGACGUGGUUGUUCAGAAGAGGCUUUUUCAGUCGCCAGAGGUGAAGAAGAAGAAGAAGAAGAAGAUGAUGAGGAAGAGAGUGGAGGCAAACGAGAAGAGAGUGCGAUGUGAUGGAGGGCGGGAAGAAGGUCACCGAGUGACGCGCAAGGCGGUGGUGCUGGAGCACUGGUAUGUCGAGUGGCCGCCCGUGCUGGAGAAACAGGGUGGAGGAAAUGCUGAGAGAGCGCUGCUCGUGCUGUCAGGACGCGUCAAUGGCGAGUUCGUGCAGCUUACGGUUGAGAAACGCAAAGAAACGACCAAGUUCACAUCCAUGGAUGGCAAGUACGUGGUGUUGUCGGGCAACUUGGAUCGGGAUGCUGCCAAAAGUGCAGGCAUGCCAGUUGCGGCCAUGGAGCUGAUGGACGAGGGUAUUCCGGCAUACUUUUACAAGCAUUUGCUUCCGUUUGUGCAAAGGUCGCGCGAUAUGACUAAACAUAGCAAGGCGGGAUCAAAACCAAGAGCAGUGAAGAAGAAAGCUCCAGAUGCAGACAUAGACAGCUCGCCGAUGCCUGUGAGCGAAGAAGAAGUCGAUCCGGAGGUGGAACCAACCGACGCUAUGAGCCCGGUCCGACCUGACACGAAGCCUAGGAAGGUUCCCGCUUCUACUUUGUCUAAGGUGAAAAAAAGCAGUGCAAAGAGUGAGGAUUCGAAGUCUGAGGCAGAGGUAGAUGGCUGGACAACGGAACAGCAGGAAGCUUUGAUCGAUGCGAAGCUGAUAAUUCCAACGACUGCCUCGAACUUUUGGGCACAGGUGGCACAGCAUGUGCCAGGGAAGUCGGCAGCAGACUGUCAAGCAAAAACGUUCGAGCAGUUUCGAUCCCCGCCAACUGACCGAAAAGCAGCGAAGAAAGCGAUCAAGCGAGCUAGUGCUGAACCGCGUACAGCUGUGCCAAGUAAGAUCGCCCGCGCUGGUUCGAACAAAUUCAAAAAGCAAGUUCGCGAGUUUGUGGAAGAGUACGAGAAGAAGCACGUGGACGAUCUGUUUGAAACAACUCCAUCCAAGGAAGGUUUACCGGAGCUACCCGAGUUCGAUUCAAUCAAGUCACCUGAGCUGGGGACACCGUCGCGUAGCUUUGACGAAGACGAUUCGGAAAUGGAUGAGCCACUAGGACGGCUAGAGAAAUUGAGCUCGCGUAAACGUGAUGAUAUCGAUUCGUACGUCCUGGGCAUCAACCGCUUACACGUUGCUGGUGGUGGAGAGAUGAAGCGUGGCAAGGUGCGCCGCUUAACAUCCGCGGUCCCCGUAGCAUCGGAAACAAAAGCCAUGUCCACCAAGAAGAAGGCCGUGGAAUUUGUGGAAGAGGUUGGAUCGCGCUCGUUGAAAUGUGUUCUGAGUCCAGGGGGAACAACGCACGUUCGCCUGGAAAAGGGUGACAGUUCGUCAGAGGAUGAAGACGAAGUCGAUUGCCGAAGCAGUGAAGAAGACGAAGAAGACUUCGAUGUGCCGUAG
Molecule: messenger RNA, 2061 nt
Organism: Peronospora matthiolae
Lineage: Eukaryota; Oomycota; Peronosporomycetes; Peronosporales; Peronosporaceae
Source: the annotation of a GenBank genome assembly